Messenger RNA from Phytophthora nicotianae INRA-310, 1107 nucleotides. RefSeq lists its product as hypothetical. The record is from RefSeq and is a predicted model, not a curated record. The coding region runs from base 1 to 1107 and encodes 368 amino acids. The transcript is spliced from 3 exons. Lineage: Eukaryota; Oomycota; Peronosporomycetes; Peronosporales; Peronosporaceae.
AUGUCAAACAUGGACGACUAUUCUCGCGCGGCCAAACAAGCAAGGGAUUGCAGCCAAUCGAGUAAUGAUGCAGAUUUUGCUAUUGAAAAUGCUACCGAUUACGACGAGCUCGUCGGAACACAUGAGGACGUCUAUGACGCACUCGAUCGUGGUGGUGCAUCUGAAGUGGCAGGUCUAGUUGGCACUGGAUCCGAUACUUUUUGCAAUCUUUUCGAUGCCAAUAUUCAAAACGACGAUGAACGUGUCGAGUCCAGUUUACCUGUCUUUCCAAAUUCAGGUUCGUCCGUUUUCAAUGAAAAAUACGAGGAUUUAUUGAGCGUAGCAGCGCAGACGACGGUGGAUACGGUCGUCGAUUUACACUGCUCCCAAUUGGCGUUAAAGUUUUCGAUCACUGAACUGCAGCAAUAUGUGAAAGACACAUCAAAUGACGAAUUCCAACCACAGCGCUUGGAUAGUUUUCACAGCGAGUGUCCCACUCAAGUUAUCGAACUCAUUACUAAUACGCUACAAGGUGUCCAUGAACGAUUAUCACCUUCAGAGCCGCUGACAGAAUCACCGACACUGCCAUUGAUGCAAUCACCGCCUGCUGUUGCACCGGUUGCUGGUGGGACCGGCAAAAGCCGUUUCAUUGAAGCAGUUGACGCGUUCUGUGCUAGUUGGCACCGCGAUGCAUCUAUUGUGAAAACGGCAUUAACAGGCGCUCUCAAUGGACUCAGUCAAAGUGAUCUUCGGUAUGUCAUGAGUCUUCCCGACAAUCGCUUUGGGCGAAUGGCGCUCUAUCUUGACCUUCUCGACGGUAUGUCCAUCCAAGUCACGCAGAACGUCGCAACCGCGAAAGGUAUUGCCAACGGCACACUGGUCAAUCUUGAAUUCGUGCAUUUUCCCACUAACACUCACUUUCGCCUCAUGCGCGAUGGCGCGUCGAACACGAUCGUCCAGCUACCCAGUCACUCACCGGACUACGCUAUGCUGCGUGUGCCGCGACCGCGAGCGACUGCGAUCCGUCCAGGAAUUGAUCCAGAGUUGUUUCCCGUGUUUUUCAUCACCGAAGCAUACAUGAAGUCAAUCAUCACGCUACCAAAAGCGCCGGACGGUCGGUCACUGUGA